GAGUUCUCCAUCAAGCAGCAUGAACAAGAGGGAGAAGAAAAUGACCAGUUCUCUUCAGCCUUCUGGGGAGAAAGGUGUCAGGAAAGGAGGGGAGCCCCGUGGACAAACUAUCCAGACUCCAGCACGAGGUGUUCACGCUCACUGAGGAGCUCAAGUCACAAAAGGAGCUGGUGCUUCACAAGGCCCUGGAGGCAGCACAGCAGGAGAAGAGGACCAGCAAACAGUUCCUGGCAGCAGCAGGGGAGCAGGAGCGGCUGGAACUGGUGCGGCACAAAGAGAGGUGUAUCGCGGACCUGGACGGCCGCCUGGAGGCCCUGCUCAAAGACAAGGAGGAGCUGGAGCAGCGGCUGGCCAUGCAGGACUGCCAAGUGAAUGAGCUGCAGCAGCACGUGCAGCUCAUGAUGGAGAAGAACAACACCAAGCAGGAAGUCAUCCUCAAGCUCUCCGAGCAGGUGGCCGUCUGCAUGGCUGAUCCCCAGCGUACCGUAGCCAACUCCAUGGGCACAGAGACCUCCUGCAGGCUGCAGGAGAAGAUUGAGCACCUCAAGGACGAUAUAGAGGCGCACAAGAUGCUAAACAAGUUCCUCAACUCUGAAAUCUACCAGCUUACUAAGCUGUGGAGGAACAGUUCAGAAGAGGAGAAGGGCCUCCUGAUGAAGGUAUGUGCUUUACAGCUUGCUGUGUGACAGAUCUGUACCCAUUUAACCAUUGUGAAAAAACAUAUAUGUUCAAAAAAUAUAUUAUCCUUACCUACAAGUCUUUAAUGCAGUAUCGUCACUGUG
Molecule: messenger RNA, 782 nt
Organism: Acipenser ruthenus (sterlet)
Lineage: Eukaryota; Metazoa; Chordata; Actinopteri; Acipenseriformes; Acipenseridae
Product: TBC1 domain family member 2A-like
Exons: 3
Coding region: 354-686 (110 amino acids)
Source: RefSeq, a predicted model, not a curated record